AUGAAGCUGUCUGCAUUUACUCUCUUAGCUCUGAUCUCAGGUGCUUUCUCUGCUCCUGUUGCCGAGCCUGGCAGCGAGGUCUACUACCCUGAGUACAAGCCCGUAAAGAGCUGGGGAGAAUAUGGCGGGCCUGGAAAGUCCAAGCCUCACAAGCCAAAGCCAAAGCCUCAAUAUCCUCCUCCCAAGCCCUAUAAGCCUGAUUACCCUGGAAAACCUGACUAUCCCAAGCCAGGAAAGCCAGAUCAUCCAAGCAAGGCCCAUAAACCGUGGGAGAACAACCCUGGCCAGCCUGGGAAGCCUCAUUACCCGCCUCCUAAGCAUCCUAAGCCGGAACCUUAUUAUCCUCCUCCUAAGCCGCACAAGCCUGAGCCUCAUUAUCCAUCCAAGCCUCAUAAACCUGAUCACCCAGGCAAACCUGACUAUCCUGGACCCGGUAAACCUAGUCACCCAGGAAAGCCUGACCACCCAGAUGGACCUGGCAAGCCUGAUCAAUCAGGACCUGGUAAACCUGAUCAUCCCGGUCCUGGUAAGCCAGAUGGUCCAGGCAAACCAGACUAUCCUGAGCUUGGAAAACCUGAUCACCCGGGCAAGCCAGACGGUCCAGGCAAGCCUGAUAAAACUUCAACUUAG
Molecule: messenger RNA, 630 nt
Organism: Fusarium mangiferae
Lineage: Eukaryota; Fungi; Ascomycota; Sordariomycetes; Hypocreales; Nectriaceae
Exons: 3
Coding region: 1-630 (209 amino acids)
Source: RefSeq, a predicted model, not a curated record